Exophiala xenobiotica is the source of this 2126-nucleotide messenger RNA. RefSeq lists its product as uncharacterized. Bases 27 to 1937 code for a protein of 636 amino acids. Lineage: Eukaryota; Fungi; Ascomycota; Eurotiomycetes; Chaetothyriales; Herpotrichiellaceae. The record is from RefSeq and is a predicted model, not a curated record. The transcript is spliced from 2 exons.
CCUCACCACACCAGAGACGGGCGAAGAUGGGUCAGUCUCAGUCUCAGUCAACAGAACCGUCUAAAGAGGUACCAAUAGAGCAAUUGAGCCACGAGCUCGCUCUACGCUUUGCCUCCAAGUGCUACACUCACCUGGAGAUCGCUCAUUUCAAAGACAACUUCAAGACUUUAGCCGAUCAUCAAGAAGGUCUCGAGUACUGGAAAGAAGACACACUAUGUCGCUUCCUAGCACUACCAGAGCCUCUAAAGGCCGGACCAGUGGUCUACCAGAUGUGCACUUACCUUGGGGCAUUUCCGUUUCCUAGUCUGGCUCCGUGUUUCUUGACCCGAGAGAAUACGCUCAAAAUCGUCACAAUCAUGACUGGCAGGUAUAAGAAAAUCCUGAAACGUGGCGACUCAGACAAAGCAAAGUUGCUCUUCCGGAGUCUGGCAGUCUUCGAUCGCAGAGCAAGCAUAUCGUCCCCGACCAAGGAGAAACCCAGCAUGGACAAUGUCGUUCGAGAACAACUACCGGAAGACAUGUUGAAACAACGAGAAGCAGAGGAGGGUUUCACCUCUCAUGCAUCGGGCUUCGCUAUUGACGAGCCCGCCAACGAUGACGAAGAAGAGGACGACGAUGACCUGGCUCUAGCCGCCCUCGAUUCGCUCGACGCCAUCGAAGUCUUCAAGCAUGACCACAGGACAGACCGCAAAAUACAUCACGCUAUGAUACCAGCCGAGAACUUCAAGAAAUUGGUCAUGUUACUAUUGCUCAUGGCUGGCUUAGAGCCAUUGACGCCCUUGGCCACAUACGGAGAAGCGCUGGAUGACGAGCGACUCCCAGCGCUUGAUGCCUCCGCCAAUGCAAUCAUCGCUGCAUUUGAUCCAGAUCCGCACAGCAACGGCAUCAAAUACUCGACUUUCGUCAAGACGGUGACCACGACCCUUCCCGAACUUUUCGACCCUUUCAGCGCCCUCUUCGAACACUUCCUCUUCAGCAAGAACAUCAACCUCAACAGGCAUCGCGAUACACCGAAUCCGGCUCCCGCCUAUGACCCCAAGCCUUCUCCUAUAUACCGAUCCCCCGAGGACGGCAUAUACUCCAUCUUCACAGACACACUGCUCUCGCAGCUCUCCAUGUCUCUCAAACUCUUCAACCCUUCUGGCAGUCUCCUGAACAUAUUCACCUCCAAUGCGCGCUUCAACCGCCUCUACUCCUCGUCCUCUGACGGCACAUCCCUCAGUUCUUUCUCCCGACAAGUCACAUCGUGGCAAUCAGGCACCCUGCUCCUUAUUUCUGGCACCUCCUCCGACCAUCUAAGCAACCUCGUUACAUUGGGCGCUUACCUCCCCGAGCGCUGGCCCGGCCCUGGCUCCGGCUCCGGCAGCAAAUCCAUCCCGUCAAGCGACCCUGCCAGUCCGAAACCAUGUCUGUUCCAACUCCAACCGCGCCAGGCACUGUUUCCUGCAAAUGCCUACAAUCGGAUGUCGCCCUGGUCGUACUUCUCGAGCAAAUCCGGGAUUGCACUAGGGUGUGUCAUCCCACACCAGUCGCGCACAAACACAAACACGCAACCGCCCAUUCUCGGGCCCGUCAGCCUGUUGAUCGACAGCGAUAUAUCGACUGCAACAUUCCAGCAUGACGGGUCGGCUGGGACCGGCGCCUUCGUGACGGAUCCAGGCCUGGAGACCGCUCAGACGCACCAUAGUGAGACGGCGCAGCCGAAGAAGGUCGAGUUUGAAAUCGACAGCCUCGAAGUCUGGGGGAUCAGUUUUCCUGUGCACGCAGGCGAGGACGAAGUCACGAUGCAGCAGAAACGGCUUGCUUGGGAGGAGGCUGAGGCUGCGAGGAGGCGCGGUGUCAAUUUUGGAGGAGACAAGGACGGGGCGAGAGCCCUGCUCGAGAUGGCUGGACUGGUCGGCGAUAAGGCUGGUAGUAGGAGUGGCGGAUCUGUGUAAAUCAUAGGUUUACAAGGGAACGGCCUCAUCACAAUCCAAUAAACCUCCACUUCAGUUGAAAUUAGUACAAGCCAGCGAUAUUCAGUAGCGAGACACAGGCCGGAAUUGUGGUAAAACAUUGUCUAAGCAUUAAAAUGUGAUUGUAAAAAGACAAUGGUGGCCGGAUCGUUCUUAAAACGCCAACCUCUG